UAAGGACACUUCCGCCCCGCAAGAUGGAGCGGAAGCUGGCGGAGUGGAGAGCUGAGCGACAGGCUGAGGAGAGGCCGCACAGCGGCGGCGGCGGCGGCUCCCGGGAGGAGGCCGGAGAGUCCCGAGGCUUGUUGAGCGGCCUGCGGGCCAGGCUGGGGCUCUGCGGCCCACGGGGGACGGGCCCGGAGCGGCCCGCGGAGGAGGAGGAGGAGGAGAGAGAGAGCGGAGUGAACAGAGAAAAUGUUUGUGGCUGGCUUUGUGAUGGAUUUGUGGCCCGACUUGUUAAAACUGAUCACUCAAUCCUGACUAAUGUCACCUUCCUGAAGUUCCUCCUCUGGCUGGUACUCCUCGGCCUCUUCAUCGAGUUAGAAUUCGGCCUGGUCUAUUUCCUAAUAUCAAUGUUCUACUGGAUCUACGUGGGGACCCGGGAUUCCUCAAAAAAGAAGGAAGGAGAAGCGAGUGCCUACUCGGUGUUUAACCCUGGCUGUGAGGCUAUUGAAGGGAGUCUGACAGCUGAGCAGUUUGAACGAGAACUUCAGUACAGACCUCUGGCUGGACGAUGACUGACGUGUGGCAGACAUUUAUACAGACCCAUAAGGAUAUGUGUACCUGACAACCAACAAAACAUUCACAGUAUGCUGGACACAGUAAAUGUAAUCCAUGGCACAAAUGAAGGACCAACAGUUGAACAAUGCUGUACAUUAUUUCACUUGUAAUAAGAAUGCCGGCUUUUAGUCAUGUAAGGGUUGGUAUUUAAACUUGCAUGUGUAAAGAAUUGAAUUAAACACUAACAAAGCUUUCUUUAUCUCCCACAAA
This is a messenger RNA of Callorhinchus milii (elephant shark), 816 nucleotides long. It is a transcript of the gene saysd1, whose product is annotated as SAYSVFN motif domain containing 1. The transcript is spliced from 2 exons. The record is from RefSeq and is a predicted model, not a curated record. Lineage: Eukaryota; Metazoa; Chordata; Chondrichthyes; Chimaeriformes; Callorhinchidae. The coding region runs from base 24 to 563 and encodes 179 amino acids.